AACUUGGAGUGAAGGCCACUCUGACAGCAGACAGAUUAACCAUACCAGCAGGGGGCAAUGUGACACUGACCUGUGAUGUGAAGAACUCUGCUGACUUUGAAUAUGACUGGUUCAGAGAACCCCGUUUAAACUCUAAUCAGAAGACCGCAGUAGCUGGUGAAUCAAAGAGAGAACUUGUGACCUCUGAAGGCGGCAUCUACAACUGCAGAGGACGUAUGAAAGGGACAAAUUCAAUCACAGAAGAAAGUGACUCAGUCAUCAUUCAGGAAACUGUUUCCAACAGGAUCGAUGUGAAACUGCAGCACAGCUGGUCUCAGAUAUUCACUGGUGAGACAAUCACUCUCAGAUGUGAGAUUCAGGGAGGUGAAGGAAAGGUGUGGAAAUAUGAAUGGACACUAAACAACACAAACAGCCCUCCAACAUCCAGUGAAUACAGGAUCAGCAGAGUUUCAGUGUCCCACAGUGGAGACUACAGAUGUCGGGGUAGCAGUGACUAUCUCUUAACAGGAUGGAGUGAUGCCUUCACACUGACAGUUUCAUAUAAACCCAGGGCCACACUGACAGCAGGAACAACAAUCAUACCGGUAGGGGGCAGAGUGACACUGAACUGCUCUGUGCAGAGCUCUGAUGGAUGGAAAUAUGAGUGGUUCAGACGAACCCAAAGAACCUCUGAAGGUAAAAUCAGAGAUCAACAAAACAGAGAUAUCAGAGUAUCUCAAGGAGGAAACUACAGCUGCAGAGGAACAAGAGGAAACCCAGUUUACUACACUGAUAUAAGUGAUGUUGUCACCAUUGAGAUAACCUUUUCCAAUAAAGUUGUUGUAAAACAACAACCCAACUGGCCUCAGAUAUUCAGAGGUGAGACGAUCACUCUGACAUGUGAGGUGCAGGAAGGAGGUGAAACCACUGAGUGGGAGUAUGAAUGGAGAGGACCCAGGACACCCACACAGUGGACACACAAUAAUGAUGUGACAUUCAGAGUUUCUGAGUCCAGCAGUGGAGACUACAUGUGUAAGAGUCGACGCAGAGAUGACUCAUAUUCUUCAACAGAGUGGAGUGAAGCCUUCACAGUGUCAGGAUCAAAUAAACCAAAGGCCAAACUGAGAGCUGAUAACACAGCUGUUCCAGUAGGGGGCAGUGUGACCCUGACCUGCUCUGUGAACUCAUCAUCAUCAUCUGGAUGGAAAUACUACUGGUACAGAGAUAAUACCACAGUGGAUGUUGUCUCCCCAUCAAAUGGAGAAAUCAGUGUCUCACAGGAAGGACUCUACAGGUGCAGAGGAGGAAGAGGAAACCCAGUUUACUACACAGAGGACAGUCAGGAAGUUCACAUUAACACAACUGAGAAGCAUCAUAAACCAGAGCAGAGUGCUGUUUACUCUGAGGUGCAGACGGGAGCUGCAGAGGACAGUCUGAUGUAUGCUGAGGUCAAACAGCCCAAAAAAGAAAAAGCCAAGAAAAGCAAAGUUUCCAACAGGAUCGAUGUGAAACUGCAGCACAGCUGGUCUCAGAUAUUCACUGGUGAGACAAUCACUCUCAGAUGUGAGAUUCAGGGAGGUGAAGGAAAGGUGUGGAAAUAUGAAUGGACACUAAACAACACAAACAGCCCUCCAACAUCCAGUGAAUACAGGAUCAGCAGAGUUUCAGUGUCCCACAGUGGAGACUACAGAUGUCGGGGUAGCAGUGACUAUCUCUUAACAGGAUGGAGUGAUGCCUUCACACUGACAGUUUCAUAUAAACCCAGGGCCACACUGACAGCAGGAACAACAAUCAUACCGGUAGGGGGCAGAGUGACACUGAACUGCUCUGUGCAGAGCUCUGAUGGAUGGAAAUAUGAGUGGUUCAGACGAACCCAAAGAACAUAUGAAGGUAAAAUCAGAGAUCAACAAAACAGAGAUAUCAGAGUAUCUCAAGGAGGAAUCUACAGCUGCAGAGGAACAAGAGGAAACCCAGUUUACUACACUGAUAUAAGUGAUGUUGUCACCAUUGAGAUAACCUUUUCCAAUAAAGUUGUUGUAAAACAACAACCCAACUGGCCUCAGAUAUUCAGAGGUGAGACGAUCACUCUGACAUGUGAGGUGCAGGAAGGAGGUGAAACCACUGAGUGGGAGUAUGAAUGGAGAGGACCCAGCACACCCACACAGUGGACACACAAUAAUGAUGUGACAUUCAGAGUUUCUGAGUCCAGCAGUGGAGACUACAUGUGUAAGAGUCGACGCAGAGAUGACUCAUAUUCUUCAACAGAGUGGAGUGAAGCCUUCACAUUGUCAGGAUCAAGUAAGUCAUGUUUGUUGUGUGAUCUCCAUUUGACAAAUGUCAUAAUGGCCAAACUGAGAGCUGAUAACACAGCUGUUCCAGUAGGGGGCAGUGUGACCCUGACCUGCUCUGUGAACCCAUCAUCAUCAUCAGGAUGGAAAUACUACUGGUACAGAGAUAAUACCACAGUGGAUGUUGUCUCCCCAUCAAAUGGAGAAAUCAGUGUCUCACAGGAAGGACUCUACAGGUGCAGAGGAGGAAGAGGAAACCCAGUUUACUACACAGAGGACAGCCAAGAAGUUCAGAUUAACACAACUGAACCCUGUUGUAACAGUCUCACUCAGUCUCAGAGCACCAAUCAAAGCUCUGCUUCACAACAAACAUCCAACCAGAAUGAAACUCAGAUUUACUCCUCUCUUCUUCAUUGUGAGACUAGAAAUUCUUACUUUUCUCUUUAUUACAGUUUUUAA
Messenger RNA from Pelmatolapia mariae (spotted tilapia), 2726 nucleotides. RefSeq names its product B-cell receptor CD22-like. The transcript has 13 exons. Gene Ontology annotation, cellular component: plasma membrane. Lineage: Eukaryota; Metazoa; Chordata; Actinopteri; Cichliformes; Cichlidae. The annotation marks the transcript as partial. Gene Ontology annotation, molecular function: transmembrane signaling receptor activity. Gene Ontology annotation, biological process: cell surface receptor signaling pathway. The record is from RefSeq and is a predicted model, not a curated record.